AUGUUCGCCGUGACGCUCAUCAUGGAGGACGGCUCGGAGUCGGCGAUCGAAUGCAGCGGCGACACCUACGUGCUCGACCAGGCCGAGGAGGACGGCAUCGACCUCCCCUACUCGUGCCGCGCGGGCGCCUGCUCGACGUGCGCGGGCAAGGUGACUGCGGGCUCGAUCGACCAGUCGGACGGCUCGUUCCUGGACGACGACCAGAUGGGCGACGGCUUCUGCCUCACCUGCGUCACCUACCCGACCUCGGACUGCACCAUCGCGACCCACCAGGCCUAA
This is a messenger RNA of Emiliania huxleyi CCMP1516, 279 nucleotides long. RefSeq lists its product as hypothetical. Gene Ontology annotation, cellular component: chloroplast. Gene Ontology annotation, molecular function: electron transfer activity; 2 iron, 2 sulfur cluster binding. Bases 1 to 279 code for a protein of 92 amino acids. NCBI's taxonomy places the organism in Eukaryota, Haptophyta, Isochrysidales, Noelaerhabdaceae. The record is from RefSeq and is a predicted model, not a curated record. The transcript has a single exon. Gene Ontology annotation, biological process: electron transport chain.